AUGAUGAAGGACUUGAUGUCUCGCAAGUUUGACUUUCAAGACUUGGCAACUAUUACACUAACUCGGACAUGUAGUGCUGUCGUGACGAGACCCAUAGAUGAGAAGCUAUCCGACCCAGGGAGUUUCACAAUCCCAUGCACAAUAGGUAGCUAUGUUUUUGCUAAAGUAUUGUACUAUUUAGGGGCUAACAUAAACUUGAUGCCCUUGUCUAUCGAUAAAAGGUUAGGCAUUGAAAGAGCAAGACCCACAUCCAUGUUACUACAGCUAGCCGACCGAAUGUUGAAGAGGCCAUCAGGUGUACUUGAUGAUGUACUUGUGCAGGAUGGAAAUUUUGUGUUUCCGAUAGAUUUUGUCAUUCUGGACUACCAGGUUCACAAGGAGAUUCCUAUAAUUUUGGGAAGGCCAUUCUUGGCCACUGGGAGAGCUCUAAUUAAUUGUGAAACUAGAGAGCUAAAGAUGAGAUUGAACGGUGGAGAGAUAAUGUUUAAUGUGCAGAAGUCUAUGUGGUGA
Messenger RNA from Nicotiana tabacum (common tobacco), 510 nucleotides. RefSeq lists its product as uncharacterized. Lineage: Eukaryota; Viridiplantae; Streptophyta; Magnoliopsida; Solanales; Solanaceae. The record is from RefSeq and is a predicted model, not a curated record.